This is a messenger RNA of Ctenocephalides felis (cat flea), 347 nucleotides long. RefSeq names its product regulator of chromosome condensation-like. Lineage: Eukaryota; Metazoa; Arthropoda; Insecta; Siphonaptera; Pulicidae. The transcript has 3 exons. The record is from RefSeq and is a predicted model, not a curated record. Bases 108 to 278 code for a protein of 56 amino acids.
GAUUACCGGCCAUGGGCACAACACAGUUCAUUCACAAAGCCUACUGACACAACAGAUAUUUUUUGGAUUACAAUUAUUGCCAGUUAGGUGAAGCUUAUGCUUGGGGGAUGGGUGGAAAUGGUGAACUUGGUACUGGAUCUGAUGAUGAUGUUCUAGCACCAGUUCAAGUAACUGGGAAGCAUAUCAAUGGUAAAAAAGUCCUGCAGUUAGUGGUGGUGGAAAACAUACAAUUUUCCUUACUAAAUAAUAUAUUUAAGAACUUCGCCAAUUUUAAUUAGUAAUUACAACAUUACUUGGUUCUACAGGCCAAGUUUAUUAUUUUUUAAUAAAUCAAUAAUAUUGUAGUU